AUGGUUGAAGAGGUCUCAUUUCCUCUUGUUGAUGAAAGUAUUCCAUCACCUUCUCAGCAAGAUGAGUUUCACUCUUCAUCUACUCAAGAGGAAAGUUCAUCUUCUCCUAUGGAAGAAGAUGACAACUUUUCUUUCCAUAGUGCACCCAUCUCGGAUGAAGGCAGCUCUAAUCAUUCCAAUGAAAAUAAUAGUUCAAAUGAUGUGUGGACUCUUGAAUUUGAUGGCAGCUGCGCUACAAAUGGAUCUAGAGCUAGUGUAGUUCUUAUAUCUCCUAAGGGAGAGAUCUUCCCUUACUCUUUCAAGUUGCAAUUUGCUAAUACUAACAAUAUGGCUAACUAUGAGUCGCUUUUGUUAGGAAUGAGUGUUGCAUUGAAAAGAGGAAUCAGAAAUCUUCAUGCCCAAGGUGAUGUAGAAUUAAUUGUUUGUCAAGUGAGAAACAUAUAUCAAACUAAGAAUGACAGACUCAAGCAUUACCCCAAUUUGGUAUGGGAAAAUAUUGAAGAUUUUGAUUCUUUCAAUAUCUCAGUUGUUCCUCGUGAAUACAAUGAUUGA
Cryptomeria japonica (Japanese cedar) is the source of this 552-nucleotide messenger RNA. RefSeq lists its product as uncharacterized. The record is from RefSeq and is a predicted model, not a curated record. The transcript has a single exon. Gene Ontology annotation, molecular function: nucleic acid binding; RNA-DNA hybrid ribonuclease activity. Bases 1 to 552 code for a protein of 183 amino acids. Lineage: Eukaryota; Viridiplantae; Streptophyta; Pinopsida; Cupressales; Cupressaceae.